UGGGAGUUGAACUCGGAGCUGCUGACCAAUGAGAAGCAGUCUGAGCAGUGAUCCAGCAGCAGCAGCAGCAUCGGUGUGUUUUCAGUGUGUGUGUGUGUGUGUGUGUGAGUGUGUGUGAGUGUGAGGCAGCUUUAAACGGGGGAUCUGGACACCCUGUCUGAAUUGAACAGGACCCUCUGCAGCUCUGCAGGCCGAGCUCCCAGCCGCUCUCAAUGUGCUUUUUACCAAAUGGAAGCAGAGGUGUUGAACCCCCAGAUGAUGGCGGACGUCAAUGGCAACAAUAAGAUCACCAACGCGGAGCUGGAGGUGUUGAAGCUGCAGGAACUGGUCCGAAAACUGGAGAAGCAGAACGAACAAUUGCGGACCAGAGCGAACGCUGUAAACAAUUGCUCGGUCGGCCCUCAUCUCCAGAGCCCGCUGUCGUGCCUGCGCGGAGCCACGACGUGUCCCGGCGACAAUUUCCCCAGCAAAUAUGACAUUUCCAGCCCGACACAGACUCAUCCGUGUUCCCCCCGAGCUCCGGUGGAGGAGCCGUUCGCGUAUUUCCAGCCGAGCUCUGCGCCUCCGGAGGCGGCUGUGGAGGACGGCGGCGCCGCUGGAGGAAGCUCCGUGCUGGAUGAGGUGGAUGUUCUGGACCUGAGCUCCGUGCUGCCGGUUGGAGAACCUGAUAGCUGGCUGUAUGUGAGUCCCAAAGCCCGGCUGCACGGUGAGAGCCUCCUCAGCCCUCUGCAGUGGUGCAGGCAGGUACUGGACCACCCGGGGCCGGAGGUGGAGCUGGCUAAGAUGACGCUCUGCCACAGACUGGACCAAGCUAAGCGGUGGCGAGGCGUCUCCUCCGUCCGUCCGUACAGCUGCAUAGAGGGGCUGUCCACCCUCAGCUGCCCCGUCCUGCCUUACACUAAACCUGCUGCACUAACCGAGCCCCCAGCCCCGUUGCCGUCCUCUGGCCAGUCCUUCCUGCAGCCCACUCUCCCUCUCAGGGCCAGCUGCAGCCUCAGCGACCGAGCGCCCACCUUCCUCUCAAACUCAAGCCUCCACAACGUGGGCCGCAGACAUGCAGCCAUCUCCCCCCAGUCUUCCCUGGACAGCGAGGUGGGCGUGUCGGAGCUGGAGGAUGACUCCAUCUCCAUGAGCUACAAACUGCAGGACAUGACCGACGUGGAGGUCAUGGCACGACUUCAGGAGGAGAGUCUCCGACAGGACUACGCCUCUACCUCAGCCACCGCCAGCCGUCGCAGCUCCAGCUUCUCCUUGCACUCCCUCAGGCGCAGCGAGAUGGACCUGGAGGAGGAGGACGAGGAGGACGAGGGCUACGACCAGCUGCCUCCUCCCCAGCCUCGGCUUUUCCGCACAGGGUCUAUGCAGCGGGGCAGCCUGCCCCACUCCCACACCUUCUCCAGUAUCAGAGACUGCAGACGAAGCUCGGCCGCUCCUCAGUUUUCACUCAGCGGACUGUCCCAGUACUCUGGACCCUCCAGCCUGAUCACAGAAACACACUCAGCGUACAGGAACAGCACAGACAAGCUCCGGAGAAGCAUGCCCAACCUGAUCAGAGCUCCCAGCAUGCCCAGCGUUCCCAGUAUUCCAUGCCUGGCCUCCCCCGUCAACCCAGCCUCCCACGGUCCCUCCUCCCUGCCUCCGAUGCCGUCCCUCCGGAGCAGCCAGAGCUUCGACUCGUCCAGCGGACUCGCACGACUCCAGUCCUCCAUUCCGUCCCCGGGUCAGCUCAAUCAGAGGGUCCAGAGCGUCGGGAACUUCCCUACGACUUCACGACACCCGCUGAAAGCCACCGCCUACGUGAGCCCCACGGUGCAGCAGGGUCCCACCUCUCUGUCCUCCUCCAUCAGCCUGAACUCCAUCCCCAGCAGCGCUGCUCUGCCUCAGCCCCUCAAACCCAGCAGCAGUCUGCUCCCACAGGCUCUGAAAGCCAACCAGCCGGCCGUCGCUCGCAGCUCCCUGCCUCGACCGGCCUCCUUUGUAGGAACGAGUGGAGUUCCACGUGCGAGUAAAAUCACCCAACCCACCCGCAGUUUGCUGACUCCUCCAAAGAGCCUGGCUGCUCUGAGCGCCCUGAGGGACGGCAGCUGGAAAGACGGCUGUUACUGAACCCAAAAACAGGACGGAGCUGCGUCAGACCCGACGUGGACUCGGGCUGCGAUCCAGCAGAGGGUGACUGUUAACGGGAAUAAAAGCACUUCUCUUCUCUGAAGGAUGGCAUAGAGACUGAGCGGUUGGGGUCCAGCAGGCUGGAUCUUUCCUUUACUACCUGCUGAACACACACUGACACACUACCAGGCAAUACUCUGAUAAUCAGCUGUUAAAUGUGAAGCGGAUCCUCUUUGAUAUGUGUUUUUUGGUUGGUCAUCGUGGAUAGUUAAUGAAAAUUUCUCACCAACUGAGCGCUUAGACGAAGAAUAGCCCACGCUUUUGUACAUGCUUUUAAUGAUUUCAUAUGACUAAUUUUUGGCGAGUAUUAUUUUUUUUGUCAGAUGUGGUGUCGGAUAUGAAGUUGAACCUGAAACCGGAUGAGUUUUGUUCCUCCCUGUGCCUGUAGUGUGAUUCAUGUUAGUUCUAUUUAUUCGCUGGACCUCGCAGCACUUUGGAUCAGAAAGACGAUUAACACGUUAAAAUAAAAGAUUUUCUUUGUUAUGUGAGAUGUGACAUUCACUAAUGUCAGUGUACACACUUUAUCUUUUGCCUAGUUAUUUUUUCUCAUUUAUUGUUUACAUGAAAUUUUUAAUGUUCUUUGAUAAACAUAAGCACUGCGGUGAUAUUGCACAUAGAGCACUGAUGCUUUUUAUGGAUGAGAAGACGUUAAAGAGGAGGUGGAUUUUUAAAGUGAAUAAAAGCAUUUCAAAACUA
This is a messenger RNA of Acanthochromis polyacanthus (spiny chromis), 2862 nucleotides long. RefSeq names its product SLAIN motif family, member 1a (gene slain1a). NCBI's taxonomy places the organism in Eukaryota, Metazoa, Chordata, Actinopteri, Pomacentridae. The transcript has 9 exons. The coding region runs from base 229 to 2106 and encodes 625 amino acids. Gene Ontology annotation, cellular component: microtubule plus-end. Gene Ontology annotation, biological process: microtubule nucleation; cytoplasmic microtubule organization; positive regulation of microtubule polymerization. The record is from RefSeq and is a predicted model, not a curated record.